AUUUAAAUUUUGGCUCCAAUGCUGUAGAUGAUGGAGUCUUUUCCAAUACAAAAAACUGAAAAAGGGUCACAUCCUCUUUUCAGUACAGCCACCGUACAAAAGACAUCCAUUUUUUAAACGAAACGGUCGACAUCUCCCCGUGUCCUCUCUCCAUUACUCUGAACUGAAUCUCUCAAGAGAAGUGUGAGAGAGCUUUCUGAGUUCUGGGUUGCCAUCUGUAUUGGUUAUGGCAGUAGUUGAAGAAGAGAAAGUGAAGGUAAAGGAUGAAGUCCAGCAACUGAAGCAACGGACUUCAGAGAUGAAGAGGAAGCCAUCUGCUAAGAGAACGUGCCCACAGAUGAAAAGGCACUUGGAUCAUACCCAGAAGAUCAAGAAAGAAGUUUCUGAUGCUCAGCAGAAGGCCACAAGUUGCAAGAGAAUAAGGGUCAACACAGAUCAUAUCACCAAUGGUAAUGAGGCAAAAUCUUCUGUCAUGGAGAGAGCAGAGAAGGUUCAAAGGAAUCUGCCUUCUGAAAUCCCUAGCAUGAUUAAGUCUAUGCUACCAUCACAUGUUACAGGCGGUUUUUGGCUGGGUCUUCCUAAGAAAUUCUGCGAUGUGCAUUUGCCAAAGUAUGAUACUACAAUUAUUUUGGUGGAUAAAAGGGGGGCUGAAUAUAAGACAAAGUUUCUUGUGGGAAAGACAGGAUUGAGUGGUGGAUGGAGAGGAUUUUCAAUUGCUCAUAAUUUACUUGAAGGGGAUGUUUUGGUUUUUGGUCUGGUCAAACCUACCAAAUUCAUGGUAUACAUUGUGAGAACAAAUGGUUUCGAUGAAGUAGAUGGGGCUCCUCUUGUGCUUCUGAAUUUAGAGGCUUGUGUAAAACAAGAAGAUUUUGAUCUAGCAGGGGAGGAUAUCAAGAGAUGGAAAAAUGGAGAGGGGAAGUGUUUGAAGAAUUGUUUGCCAAACAGUCCUCAAGAGAAUCCUAAGAAGGAGAGCCUAUCAGUAUCAACUACUGAACUUGGCCUUGCAGCAUGUCAGUCAGAAAAUGACAGUGAUGGGCAUGGUUCAGAAGUCUUGGAGAGGAUUAGAUUCUCAGAAUCUGCUGUUGAUUUUAAAGAAGUGAAAAAAAUGGAAGAUUUCUCCAUUCUUGUGAAUGGUUUGAUCAUAAACUCUGAGUUUUCCAAACACCUCCAGACCAAGUACUAUGAGCUCUGCUGCAGUCAGAAAACUUAUCUUCAUGAUCAUCUUCUCGAUGGUCUCAACUAUAAGCUGGCUGCUGGAAUCAUUUCAGAGACUGUAAACAUUGCUGAUGCCAUUAGAGCUAGCAAGCUCACCACCUCUAGAGAUAAUUUUUCUAUUUGGAGCAAGACCCUAAAAGCCUUCCAGGAGUUGGGGAUGAAUGUCAGCUUCUUACGAGCUCGGUUAGACCAACUUAUGAGCUUUGGCUUUGUAGAAAACAGGAAGAGAGAAGCUAGGCUUGAAAGAGUUAGUGCAGAAGAGAAGAUAAGAGAUCUAGAAGGGAGUCUUCUGCAUGUAAAAGAAGUGAAAAAGAGGCUUGAUGCUGAAAUUGAGGCUCUGGAUUCGCCUGCUGCAGAGAAGCAUGAGUUCAUGUUCCAGGAACUAGCUAAAUCCUCAUGGUGAAGUUUGUCCAUUUCUUUUUGUGUCACACAUGUAUAGUUUCUUGCAGAAUUACACUUAAACUUGUCAGGAAUCUACAAUGGAAGAACCUGGAGAAUGUUUUUUUUUUUUUUUUUUUUCACCUUUGGAGCAUUUCCUUUUGACAUGAAAGGGAAGGCACUCAUGAACCUGGUAUUUUCCUUAUCAUCUUUAUCUACCAGGUCUUAUUUUUUGAAUAUUCAUUCAUUGGGGUGAUGAUGUUGCUCUAUUUUGUA
This is a messenger RNA of Vitis riparia (riverbank grape), 1869 nucleotides long. RefSeq names its product B3 domain-containing protein Os01g0234100-like. The coding region runs from base 227 to 1618 and encodes 463 amino acids. The transcript has 7 exons. Gene Ontology annotation, molecular function: DNA binding. The record is from RefSeq and is a predicted model, not a curated record. NCBI's taxonomy places the organism in Eukaryota, Viridiplantae, Streptophyta, Magnoliopsida, Vitales, Vitaceae.